CGGAGCAGGAUUUAUAGGACAAUUCACUUCAACCUCAAUAUCCUACAGAAUCAUGUCAGGUCGAGGCAAAGGAGGAAAGGGACUCGGGAAAGGCGGCGCUAAGCGCCACCGUAAAGUUCUCCGUGACAACAUCCAGGGCAUCACCAAGCCAGCUAUCCGCCGUCUGGCUCGCCGAGGUGGUGUGAAGCGUAUCUCCGGUCUGAUCUACGAAGAGACCCGCGGUGUCCUCAAGGUGUUCCUGGAGAACGUGAUCCGUGACGCCGUCACCUACACCGAGCACGCCAAGAGAAAGACCGUCACCGCCAUGGAUGUGGUCUACGCCCUGAAGAGGCAGGGUCGCACCCUGUACGGCUUCGGCGGUUAAACAUGAUCACCUGCUCUCAAACGAAGGCUCUUUUAAGAGCCGCCCAAAUAUCAUGAAAAGCUAACCUGCAUUUAUCGUUCCUAUGUCAAUGAUUCUCAUGUUGAUAAGAACAUGGAUUGUUGUCAUGAGUUUAAACAAAUUAAUCCCCUUAUCGGUACUAAAUAAUGACUACCCCGUCGUCGAUGAACUCAAACCUCGAUGAAACGUUUAAGCGCUGAAGAGGCAGGGAUAAUUCUACCGUAGAUGUAUACCUUGAAAAGAUUGACCGAUCGAGUCCAACCAAUAAGUACAAUGCUUUCACUCAAGAUUGAAUUGAACAGGAAACAAUGUCUAUUGGUUAACCAGCAACGUAAUCCAUUGAUAUAACAAAUAUUGAGCUUUGUUUAAAGCUUUAAUUUAAGCCAUGUUUUGAUAUGGGUUUGUAUACUGAACCGGCCAGCUGGACCAGUAAAAAUCUAACCAGUAAACGUCUGAGAUGAGAUCAACUAUGAAGCUGUUUAAACGUUUAGUUGAACUAUUAAAUGUUGUGGUUGAGA
Messenger RNA from Gadus macrocephalus (Pacific cod), 900 nucleotides. Its product is annotated as histone H4. The transcript has a single exon. Bases 53 to 364 code for a protein of 103 amino acids. Gene Ontology annotation, biological process: nucleosome assembly. The record is from RefSeq and is a predicted model, not a curated record. Gene Ontology annotation, cellular component: nucleosome. NCBI's taxonomy places the organism in Eukaryota, Metazoa, Chordata, Actinopteri, Gadiformes, Gadidae. Gene Ontology annotation, molecular function: DNA binding; protein heterodimerization activity; structural constituent of chromatin.